AGAGAGAGAGAGAGAGAGACGGGCAUUGCCACAAAAGAAAGAGAGAACCCUAUAGAGAAAUCUGGAGGAGGUUGUGGUGGACAUGCGUCCUCCUGUCCUGCCUCUAAUACUCCAAAAUCACCACCAAACUAGUCUUCUAGCUAGUCCAUUGCUCUCACAUCUCUUCUUCUUUCCUUCUCCCAUCUUCUUUAUCCAUUAGAGAUCUUGGUUAGCGAUCUGAGCUCCCCAUGGAGUACUGAUAAUCGAGCAAAAAUUAACCGGUAGCAGAUACAUAUCUGAUUCUCUACCAAGAUAGAGAGAUUCAUUUAGGAGGGGUAGUAUUUUUGUAUAGGUAUCCCUAGUUGUUGCUAGUAGCGGGAUCGAUGCUUGAGGUGUCCACGCUGCGAAGCCCUAGCAAGGCGGAUCAGCGCGGCUUCAUCGGCGACCAUGCCGGGUUCCCCACGUCCGCCACCGACUGCGACGACUUCAUGGUCGACGACAACCUGCUCGACUACAUCGACUUCAGCUGCUGCGACGUCCCGUCGUUCUUCGACGCCGACGGAGACAUCCUCCCCGACCUCGAGGUCGAUCCCAUGGAGCUCCUCGCCGAGUUCUCGUCCCUGGACGACUCGGCAGUGAGCCCGGCAGAUGGUUGUCGAGCCCUUGGCGACGGCGGCCGCGCCGAGGCGAAGCCUCCGGACGUGAAGGAAGCGCAGAAGGAACUGUUAGUGGAAGAAAAAGAUGAGAAGCGGUUGUUGGAAGAUGAGAAAGAUGUGGUGAAGAACGGGGAUGAGAUCUUGAGCGCGGUGACGACGGAGGAUCAUGCGGCGGCCGGGUCCGACACCAAGUUGUCAGGGUCGGCAGAGGGACACAGCAAGAAGAAGCCGUCGACGUCGGCCAAGAACUCCCACGGCAAGCGGAAGGUGAAGGUGGAUUGGACGCCGGAGUUGCACCGGAGGUUCGUGCAGGCAGUGGAGCAGCUAGGAAUUGACAAGGCUGUGCCGUCCCGGAUCCUGGAGAUCAUGGGCAUCGAGUGUCUUACACGACACAACAUUGCCAGCCACCUCCAGAAGUACCGGUCGCACAGGAAGCACCUGAUGGCGCGGGAGGCGGAGGCGGCAAGCUGGGCGCAGAAGCGGCAGAUGUACGCGGCGGCUGGCACUGGAGCGCCGAGGAAGGACAUGCCAUUGCCAGCUGCAGGCCCGUGGGUCGUCGUGCCAACCAUCGGGUUCCCGCCGCCGGGUGCGCCCACGACGAUGGUGCAGCCUCCGGCGCCGUUCGGCCGGCCGCUGCACGUGUGGGGCCACCCACCCACCGCGGUCGACGCAGCAGCGCCGCCCGCAAUGCUGCCUGUGUGGCCGCGGCACCUGGCGCCACCCCGGCCGCUACCGUCGUGGGCGCACCCGCCGCCGGUGGACCCGGCGUACUGGCACCAGCAGUAUAACGCGGCCAGGAAGUGGGGCCCACAGGCAGUGACACAAGGGACACCCUGCGUACCGCCGCCGAUGCCUCCUGCCGUAAUGAGGUUUCCUGCGCCGCCGGUGCCGGGGAUGAUGCCGCACCCCAUGUAUAGACCGAUGAUCUCUCCGCCGCCGCCACCGCAGAGCAGCAAGCUCGCCGGCUUGCAGCUGCAGCUCGACGCCCACCCGUCCAAGGAGAGCAUCGACGCAGCCAUUGGAGAUGUUUUAGUGAAGCCAUGGCUGCCGCUUCCCCUCGGGCUGAAGCCGCCCUCGCUGGACAGUGUCAUGUCGGAGCUGCAGAAGCAAGGCAUACCAAAGGUCCCACCGGCGGCGUUGACGAGCGGCAGCGCCGGCAACUGAUCGAUCGGUCUCCACCUCUCGCCGACGACGACGGAUGCAUGCAUGGAAGCACUUUCAUGCACGCUUUUUCUCGAUCGAUGGCACAACUCGUCGACAUGUAUGCCAACCUGUACUAUACGCACGUACGUAUGAUCCAUCGAUCGAUGUACGCCCGUGCGCUGUGUAGAUUAGUAGUAGUAGUGUUGUAUCAUGGCUUGACAUCUCUGUUUCUUUUUUUCUCUCAAUUACGCACUGGUGAGCUAGGUCUAUUUGAGGGUUAGUUGUGUGUAUUUCUAAGAUGCCACGGAAUCUAUCAAUAAUAACCAAAUAACACUCUGUUCUGCCUCCUA
Phragmites australis (common reed) is the source of this 2128-nucleotide messenger RNA. RefSeq names its product probable transcription factor GLK2. The transcript has 6 exons. The record is from RefSeq and is a predicted model, not a curated record. Gene Ontology annotation, cellular component: nucleus. Gene Ontology annotation, molecular function: DNA-binding transcription factor activity; transcription cis-regulatory region binding. The coding region runs from base 363 to 1799 and encodes 478 amino acids. Gene Ontology annotation, biological process: positive regulation of DNA-templated transcription. Lineage: Eukaryota; Viridiplantae; Streptophyta; Magnoliopsida; Poales; Poaceae.